Molecule: messenger RNA, 1041 nt
Organism: Dunckerocampus dactyliophorus (ringed pipefish)
Lineage: Eukaryota; Metazoa; Chordata; Actinopteri; Syngnathiformes; Syngnathidae
Gene: uts2r4
Product: urotensin-2 receptor 4
Exons: 1
Coding region: 1-1041 (346 amino acids)
Biological process (GO): blood vessel diameter maintenance; regulation of blood pressure; neuropeptide signaling pathway
Cellular component (GO): membrane
Molecular function (GO): urotensin II receptor activity
Source: RefSeq, a predicted model, not a curated record
AUGAACCGCAGUGCCAGCAACGCCACAGGAGACGGAGGGUCCUCAGAGAGCACUGGUGGACUUUGGGUGACGUCCCUGCUUGGCGCCACACUGCUGGUCAUGUGGGUCUCGGGCGUGGCGGGCAACGCAUACACGCUGGUCAUCACGAGGUCGGCUGCGCUGCGCCGCACGGGCUCCGUGUACGUCUACAUCGGCAACCUGGCUCUGGCCGACCUGCUCUACCUGUCCACCAUCCCCUUCGUGGUGUGCACCUACUUUGCCCACGACUGGCUCUUUGGCGACGUGGGCUGCCGCGUCCUGCUGAGCCUGGACCUCCUCACCAUGCACGCCAGCAUCUUCACCCUGGUAGCCAUGAGUCUGGAGCGCUACCGUGCCGUGGCCAGGCCCUUCAGCGCCCGCGACUCUUCCACGCGCAGGCGGAAACUGGUGGCGGCGGCCAUCUGGGCCACAGCCUUCACGCUCACGCUUCCCAUGAUGGUGAUGAUCCGACUCCGGGAGGGCAAGGCUUCUCCAUCCGGCGUGAUCAAGCGAAUGUGCUUCCCGACUUGGACCCUGGAGGCCUUUAAGGCCUACGUCACUGUCCUCUUCCUGACGAGUGUUCUCGUCCCUGGGCUGGUCAUCGUCGGACUCUACGUGGGCCUCGCCAGGCGCUACUGGGCGGCACAGGCCAGGCUGGUGGGAAGCGGCGGCUCAGCCAGAAGACGAGGGCUCAAACAACGCGUCGUCUCCAUGAUCUUCAGCAUCGUGGUGGCCUACUGGGCGUGUUUCUUGCCUUUCUGGGCGUGGCAGCUGGCCCAGCUCUUCUCUGCGGAGUCCCUCAAGGCGCUGUCCUCGUCCACACACAAUUACAUCAAUUUCUUUGUCACUUGCCUCACGUACAGCAACAGCUGCAUCAACCCUUUCCUAUACACGCUCCUCACACGGAACUACAAAGACUACCUGGCCCAGAAAGGUCAGCUGGUCACCUCUGGCAGGACCGAGCCCGUUUCAGCUGUAAGCCCGCCCCCGAGAACAUGUAGUCCAGGUGGAACUCUUGACUGA